This is a messenger RNA of Bolinopsis microptera, 1516 nucleotides long. Its product is annotated as succinate--CoA ligase [GDP-forming] subunit beta, mitochondrial-like. Gene Ontology annotation, biological process: succinyl-CoA metabolic process; tricarboxylic acid cycle. The coding region runs from base 7 to 1257 and encodes 416 amino acids. The record is from RefSeq and is a predicted model, not a curated record. Gene Ontology annotation, cellular component: succinate-CoA ligase complex; mitochondrion. Lineage: Eukaryota; Metazoa; Ctenophora; Tentaculata; Lobata; Bolinopsidae. Gene Ontology annotation, molecular function: ATP binding; succinate-CoA ligase (GDP-forming) activity. The transcript is spliced from 2 exons.
AGCAGGAUGGCGACCUCCUUACUCCGGAGAACUAGAUGUCUCCAACCUUGCCUAGCACGGUGCCUUAACUUGCAGGAGUACCAGAGUAAAGGCCUAAUGGACAAGUACGGAGUGACAAUCCAGCCUUUCCUGGUCGCUAAAUCCGGGCCAGACGCUGCAGAGAAAGCUCACAUCAUGUUAAAUGAACGUGGAGCAAAUGAGAUCGUUUUAAAAGCUCAGAUUCUAGCUGGAGGGCGAGGUAAAGGUACCUUUAGUUCUGGUUUAAAAGGAGGAGUGAAACUAAGCAAGGAACCGAGUGAGAUCGGCCAGCUAACCGAGAAGAUGAUAGGUUUUAAUUUAGUAACUAAGCAAACCGGCGCUGAGGGCAGUCCGGUGAGUAAUGUAAUGGUAGCCAAGGCUCUGAACAUUGUUAAGGAGACCUAUCUGGCGAUAGUGUUGGACCGAGCAUACGGAGGUCCGGUCAUUAUUGCCAGUCCUGAUGGUGGGGUUGACAUUGAGGAGGUGGCAGAGAAAACUCCUGAACGUGUUUUCAAGAUCCCAGUUGAUAUUUUCGAGGGUAUCAGCGAUGAAGCUGCUGUGGAUCUUGCGCAUAAACUUGAAUUUGAGGGCGACGCCAUUCCACAAGCUGCCCGAGAAAUCAAGAAGCUGUACGAACUUUUCAUCGGAGUUGACGCUACACAAGUUGAAGUUAAUCCAUUCGGUCUAACAGACGAAAACGAGGUUGUAUGUUUCGACGCGAAGAUGAACUUCGACGAUAAUGCCCAGUUCCGACAGAAGGAUAUAUUUGAAAUGGAGGACACAAGUGAGACGGACCCGAGAGAGCUGGAAGCAGCUAAACAUGACCUAAACUACAUAGCCAUGGAGGGCAACAUCGCCUGUUUGGUUAACGGUGCUGGCCUGGCCAUGGCCACCAUGGAUAUCAUCCAACUACACGGUGGUUCGCCUGCUAACUUCCUGGAUGUGGGUGGUAGUGUCCAGGAAUCCCAGGUUGAGAAAGCGUUCAAUCUUUUAACCAGGGACCCAGCUGUCAAGGCCAUUUUUGUUAAUAUCUUCGGCGGGAUCGUGGACUGCAAAGUUAUAGCUACUGGUAUAAUAAAUGCUUGUAAUAAGACUGGUUUGGAAUUGCCCCUUGUGGUAAGAUUAAAGGGGUCUAAUAUGGAGGCUGCCCGGAAACUUUUAGGUGAAUCUGGACUAGAUAUGAAAGCUUAUGAUGAGUUUGAUGACGCUGCUGGGGCAGUCGUAAAGUUUGUGAAUUGAGGGCUGUUUGAUGACGCUGCUGGGGCAGUCGUAAAGUUUGUGAAUUGAGGGCUGUUUUUUAUUGUAACUUAUUUUUAGCCAAGCGCUUUAUGAGAGCAGAUUUAUACGUUGAUUUUUAUCACGUUUUAAGUAUUUAAUGACCUUGCGUAGUGUGCACUGUAUAUGAAAUUUGAAGAUGAAACUAUAAAUUAUUUUUUGUAGUAAAAUCCUGUUUGAUUGUUAAUUUGUUCCUAUUCUUUUGAAUCAAAUAUUUACGAAA